Messenger RNA from Trichomonas vaginalis G3, 5109 nucleotides. Its product is annotated as armadillo (ARM) repeat-containing protein family. The transcript has a single exon. NCBI's taxonomy places the organism in Eukaryota, Parabasalia, Trichomonadida, Trichomonadidae. The record is from RefSeq and is a predicted model, not a curated record. Gene Ontology annotation, cellular component: site of polarized growth; cell cortex. Bases 1 to 5109 code for a protein of 1702 amino acids. Gene Ontology annotation, biological process: cell morphogenesis.
AUGUCGAUGGAAAGUAGGUCAGAGCUUUUUCUUUCUGUCUUUUCGCGCCUUAUUGAAUCAUUUACAUCUCAUUAUCAUGUUUUAACUGCAAAGUAUGACGAAGCUUUGCAAAAAGGGCCGAAAGUUUCCUUAUCAACCUUUUUCGUUGAUAUCGAGAAGAAUAUUCCAAUGUAUGCAUCCAUAGUCGACUCUAUGUGCAGUUUAUCAAAGAAUAAUACUUCGCAAUCCUUAAGGAAUCUGAUUGAAAUUUUCGCAAACACGUUAAUCCUUCAAGAUCCCGGAAUUUUUUCAGUUCUAAUUUCGCAUACUCCUGCAGUAUAUCAGAGUUCUGCGUCAGCAAAGGAAGUUUGCAAUUAUUUGGCACUUUAUAUGACAACUGAUAUUAUUGGAGCCAUUGUGCGUAAAUUUGGAACAGGAGAAGAAGGCCCUAUGGUUGCAAAGUGUGCCUACAAAGUUUGUGACCCCUCAGUUCAAUUUGAAAUUCAUUCUCAUAUUUUAAAUGAAUGGUCCAUAAUAUUAGCCAUCACAAGCAUCAAGAAUUUUCAAGAAUCAUCCACACCAUUCAUGGCAUAUGUUGAUUCUGUAAAUAAUGAAACUCUUUUCACUCUUGUCUCCAAAAUUCGACUUGAUUCAUGCAAAUCCCUCGGAACUACGUUUCUCGAAGACAUCCUUAACGCAUUAAAAAUACUCCUGAGACGAAAGCAACUCACCAAUAACAUUUUUGCUUGCGUUUCUUCGAUUAUUACUACAGUUAACUUUCCAUGCGAUACUUUACAGAAAAUAUUCGAUAUCGCGUGGAACGAAAAGGAAGAACCGACAGUAAGAGACGGAGCUUUCGAGUUAAUUGUUACUUUGUUCCAACAUUUGCCAAAUAAAGAAGGAGAAGCAAACAGAUUUUUUCAAAAGAGGGUUUACGCAUAUGCUGGUACAGAUGCUACUACGGAGCGUGAUUUAAAGCUAUUUUGGAGAAGAGUUAUGGGAGGAUAUAACCAAUUAUCGACUGACGAUGAUUUGUCAUUCAUAGGAAUGACAGGAACAAACGAAACAGAAAUGCCUGCGAUUUUCAUGACAUAUUUCUUCAAAAAAUCGAACUUCGCAAUUUGUCCUCAAAUAUUCCGCAAUGUUUUAAUACAUUUAGCAUCGAUUGACUUUAUGUACUUCCUACAUGAAAUUCUACAAAGUUUCUUGAUACUUCCUUUAACAGAUUACAGAUUUAUUGUUUUAUUAUCAACAAUUGAACCGAUAAACUCAGAAGAAUUCAGAAAAUAUGCAGUCUCUAAUGUCGACAAGAAAGAUAUAGAUACUCUCAAUGCUUUAAUUCGCGGAAAAGUUUGCCAAAAUUUAAGAAUUCUCGAAAUGAAGAGUCCGAAGUGUAUUCCAUUACAAAUUCUUGAAGGAAUGUGGCGUAGAGUUGAUCAAUCCGAUCAAAAGAUAGGCUCAUUCCUUGAAGCAAACGGAUUAAAUAAAUAUGGAGCUUUAUUUUCAAAAUUCGAGGUUGCAAACGAAAGCGAAUUCUUCAGUUUAGACGUACAACUCCUAAAAUCACUUCGCUACAUACUAGAACAAGGAGAUUACCUUGAAGAAGGAGUUUUGAAAAAUAUAAUCGAUUCAUGUAACUCUUCGAAGCUUCAAACUGCUAUGGCAGCAUACUCCGUAGCCACAGCAAUCGUCCAAGACCCCGAAUUACAGAUUCCUUUCACUAAAGUUCUCAUCAAAAAUAUCCAAAACGAUUUUACAAACGAAUCGGUUGUUAUCGUACUCAAAUUCUUCUCAAUUUUAAUUUCCUUGAACCAAAAAUCGCUUCCGAACGAUUUACUCCAUGAUAUCGAAUUUUAUGCUUUCAUUGGCAUCGUUUCCACGCAACCGAGUACUCGUAUCAUAGCAUGGAAUAUUCUAGAUGCCAUUGACGAGCUCCUUGACCACAAAAGUAUUAGUUAUUACAUACAUCAGAGUGGAUCUACAAUAGAAAAGUGCGUAAAGUCACGUUUAUUCGGUACAAGUGUUCAUAAAGAAGAGACUUUAUUGCAGUGGGUAUUAUCAUCCCGUUUUUAUGAUAUUUGGCUGUUGUAUAUUGCAGAAUUUGUCGAAAUUAUUUUGGCAGCGAACUACACGCCAUUAAUACAGAGGUCUAAUGACAAUUUGUAUGCUUUGCUUAUUACGCUUGAUGAAUCUCAGAAGACAUAUUCGCCUUCUUUGAUUGGAUAUCUAAUGAUGUACCUUGGAUCACGAGUUAACCAAGAUUUCUAUCUCAGAUGCCCUCAGGUCUACAGGGUAGCCUUAUACGAGCCUCACCAGGCCAACAUGGUUACUGCUGCUACUACAUUAAACGUAAUUACUAAAUUACUCGAUGGAAACAAGAGUUGGGGCGACCAACUUGCUUUCAGUGCGAUCCAGCACCUCAAUAUCGCCUAUGCCGGCGAUGUUGCAGACAUCCUGUCCCAAUGCACGCCCGAGAAAAUGGCUGAUGCUUCAUCUGCUUUCUUGUCACUUUUGGAUUCCCCAUUAUGUGAUGAAAAUAUUAUUAAUAUGAUAUUAUUGCAAGCAUUGAACUUCCUUUCUGCAAUGCAUGCGGUUUUGAUCAAACUUGGAGCAAGUUCACCGAGGAAUGUUGCUUGGACAACAGAAUUAGAGAAACCUGUCAUCAAAAACGUAACGAUUGCGGAGAAUUAUUGCACAAUGAUCACUAAAAUAAUCACCCGCAACAUCCAGGAAGAGGAUUGGUCGAUUUCUUCAAGAGAAUUGAUUUUAAGAGGAUUAUUAAACUGGGCGAUGACGAAAUCGUCGGUUCUAGACAAUCUCAGGAAGAAGUCAAAGCAGGCUUUGGCAACAUUGGCCAAGUCUGGACCAAUUUUCGGAGAUUCCGUAAUAUUUGACAACACAGUAUGCGAUAUUUUCGGCGAAAUCGAGUUCGCAGGCAACAGAGUCCUCAGUUCAUUACUUUUCUACCACGUACAGCUCAUUUUAACUCAGUUUUGUGACGCAUGUCUCACAUCCAACAGAAAUUAUGCGGAUUUAUUCUUUGAUUCUUUAUUCGUAGUAUUCACAGCUGGAUCAGAUUACAAUCCGACCAAAAUUGGCUGUCUUUUACUCGUUGGAAACGUAUAUGAAGAGAUGCAACACCCAAGAAGCCCCGAAUUCAUGGAAGCAUUCACGAGUUCUGUCUAUGAUGGAUCCGGCGGUGCAGCAGAAACUGUUUUUUCAGAGGCUUUCCGCAUAUUAAGUGGAAAUUCUUUACAUAUGCCCGUAAAAGAGAUAAUUAACGCUUUGAGGAGGUACAUUCCUGAGAUUAGAUUACUUCCAAAGCAGAGUUCUUGCACAGUUGACUCUCCAGAGAAAUUUAGAAUUUAUACUCCGUAUCAGUUCUUGUCUGCGUUGAUGACAGCGACAGAAACAAUCAACGAAGACUACAUAACGUCGUUUUUCCUUCUUUGGAGCGAUUUGCUUGAGAAUCCGAACCAUGAAGACAUUGUUCCGCUUUUUAUCAUGCAAUGGAAGAAUUCCCAGAUCAAGAAGCGUCUCCUCUUGUGGUUGAUCAGACAAGAUGCCCCUUUCAUCAGCGAAAAACUCUUAUCUCGGUGCUCAUUCGCUUAUUUCCUCCAUAUUACAUCACAGGAGCGUAAUUUCGACGAUCAGCUUUGGGUUGUUGAAUUAUUGACCCAAUCUUUCGAAAGAAGAUUCGGAUCAUUUUCAAAUAUUGUCGCAUUAAUUCAUUUUUCCUUUCUCUUUUACAAAUUUCCUCAAACACAACCAUUGCUACAAGCUUUGUGCAGACAAUACGACGUUCCAAUCCCUACAUCUUCUCAUGAUGAGGAUUUGAUCGUCACAGCUUGUUCAUUUGUUGCCAAAUUGCUUGAAGACGAUGCAGAAGCAAUCGAAGAGUGGGGAAAUGAAGCUCUCAAGUGGUUAUUUGGCUGCAAUGAGCUGAGAUUCGCUUCGUUGUCUCUCAAAAUUUACAACGUUUUACAAAAACCGCUUGAUAAUAAUGUUAUCAGCGGAAUCAUCAAGAUCAUGCAUUACUACGUGAUGGAGAGCGAAAACGACCCACUUUCUCUCACAGAUUUGAUAUCAGAUUCAUUUCGCUUCUUCUCCAACAUAUUUACCAACAACGAGCUUCUCGCCUUCAACUACGCCUCCACAUUCAUCGACUGCCCGGCCUUUCCUGACUCUUGCAGGGCUGCAUCCACUGAUAUCUUCCUCAAAUCAUUGAAUUGCCAGGCCACGAACAAGGCGGCGUGGUCCAUCCUGCCAUCAAUAGUAAGGCCGCUGCUCUCCAGAAUCGAAACUGACGACAGAAGCCGCCAAAUUUUAGAAAUCCUCACAAAAACAUCUUCUUCACAGGAACUGAUGAUGAUCGCAGCACCUCUGAAGGAGACAUUUGGCGGAUUCCUCUUCGUUCAGCCAAUAGAAGCUUUAAUUGAGAAAAGUGAUGUGACCAUUUUAUGCAAAGCCAUAGAACAUUACAGUUUAAUGAUCGAAACAGCUAGUGAACAACUUGCUGGAUCCAUUUUCAAGAUCGCCGCGUUGAUUGUUAACAAAGCCACAAAUGAAAAUGUUCGAGAACCAUAUGCACGAUUAUACAAAAUCGCCUUGAACAUGUUAGGUGUUGUUCCCAGCGCCAUGUCAUUUGUUUUGGCUAUUGCAGAGCACGAUCCAUGCUGUGCAAUUAAAAGCACAUUCGCAUUCACUGACUGGGCGAGGUCAAUUGACGAUGUCGUGAGAGCAUUGACGAGAAUAAUGAAUCCGAAUCCGAUUCCUCGGAGUUCCUCAAUUCCUACUCUUUCUGACACUAUGACAUUGAGUUCUGUCAUUGCGAUGAUCGGAAAUCCAAUUGUUCCUAAGGUUAUUCCUUUCGUCAUGCAGCAGGAGAUCAUUGAAGGAAUGAUGAGAGUUCAGAGAGAAACAAAGAAAUUGAGGAGACAUUCAUCUAAUUACAUCAAAAGAUAUGAUUCGUCAACAAACGUGAAGAUUCAAAAGUUUAUAGCUGGUGAUUGGGAAUUAAGACCUUUGGAGUUUCCGAAACAGAUGAUGGGAACAUCAAUUCCUGAUGCAAAUCAGACAAAUUCAUUAGUAAUGGGAUUCAUGGAAUUUGAUGCUGCUUAUUCUUUAUAG